AUGAGCAAAAGAUUUUUCACUGCCCGUGAGGCUCUUGAUCACAUCUUUGAGGAGGGAGAUCAGGCUUUGGGGGAGAGAGAUCAGGCUGAAAUUGAAGAAGAUGUGUCUGAGGAUAAAGAUGAUGUGGAGUAUGUGCCUGAACAUGAUGAAGACACAUCUGAUGAGGAAGUAGGCUUGGAUGAGCGAGAACAACAGGAGGUCUUCAUGUCAAGGAAUGGCAAGAUGGCAUGGUCCAAGAUCCCUUAUGAAACCAAAGGCCGAGCACAAGCUCAGAACAUCAUCAGAAUGACCCCUGGGCCCACUAGAUUUGCAGUGUCAUAUGUCCAAGAUAUAAAGACAGCGUUUGGGCUGUUCAUACCACAGUCUAUCCAGACUAUCUUGAUUGAGAUGAGGAACCUGGAAGGGAGAAGAGUGUUUGGCAACAGUUGGAAGGAAAUAGACAAAACCUAUCUGGAUGUUUACUUCGGGCUGUUGCUUCUUGCUGGCAUGUAUAGAUCCAAUAAUGAGGCUACUGCCUGUCUAUGGGAUGCAGAGACAGGCUGGAGUAUUUUUCAUGCGACCAUGUCACUUCAGACCUUCCAUGUCUUGUCAAGAGUCAUUCGCUUUGACAAUCGGGAAACCAGAGUUGCUCGCCGUGCUCAUGACAAACUUGCUCCCAUUAGGGAGGUUUGGGUCAAGUGGGUGGAACGCUUGCCAUGCGUCUACAAUCCAGGGCCAGAGGUCACUGUAGAUGAGCGACUAGUCCUGUUCAGAGGCCGCUGUCCCUUCAGGCAGUAUAUCCCAAGCAAACCUGGGAAAUAUGGGAUUAAAAUCUGGGCAGCGUGCGAUGCCAGGACCAGCUAUGCAUGGAACAUGCAAGUAUACACCGGAAAAUCUGCAAGUGGAAUGGCAGAGAAAAAUCAAGGCAUGCGGGUGGUGCUGGACAUGACACAGGGGUUUCGAGGGCACAACAUCACCUAUGAUAACUUCUUCACAUCUUAUGCCCUCGACCAAGAACUGCUGAAGAAAAAACUGACCAUGAUAGGAACAGUCAGGAAGAAUAAACCUGAGCUUCUUUCUGCACUGCUAGACACAAAGGACAGAGCUCCUCUCUCCUCAAAGUUUGCAUUUACGGAGACCACCACAACGGUGUCAUACUGUCCAAAGAAAAAGAAAAAUGUCGUCAUGAUGUCCACUCUCUACAAUAAUGCUGCUGUGAGCAGUGGGGAGGACAAAAAGCCAAACAUUAUCCUGGACUACAACAGCAACAAAGGCGGAGUCGACAACCUCGACAAGGUCACUGGCACGUACACUUGCCAAAGGAAGACGGUCCGGUGGCCAUUGGCUGUCUUUUAUAACAUUCUUGAUGUCUCAGCCUACAGUACGUUCGUGGUGUGGACUGAAAUAAAUCCUGGGUGGAACAACGGCAAGUUCAACGACAGGAGGCUCUUUCUUCAGGAGCUGGGGAGAGCUCUGGUGAAUCCCCACAUUGAACAACGUCAGUCGGUUCCCCGAACUCCUGGCUCUGCCAACUUGGUGAGAGAGCUGCAGGCUGCAACCACAUCAGCAACCUCCACCAGGACUGAGCCAGAGGACGCCAGUGGCAGCAAGAGAAAGAGGUGCCAGUCCUGCCCUUCCAACAAGGACAGAAAAACCAGCACGACUUGCCACACUUGUAAAAAAAAUACAUCUGCAAAGAGCACACUCAAUUGCAUACUGUGA
Messenger RNA from Lampris incognitus (smalleye Pacific opah), 1701 nucleotides. RefSeq names its product piggyBac transposable element-derived protein 4-like. The transcript has 2 exons. The record is from RefSeq and is a predicted model, not a curated record. NCBI's taxonomy places the organism in Eukaryota, Metazoa, Chordata, Actinopteri, Lampriformes, Lampridae. The coding region runs from base 1 to 1701 and encodes 566 amino acids.